AUGACAGCAUCGAGUCAUUCAACUAAUGUGCCCUUGUCAAGCCUUGAAGAGCAAUCAUCGGAUAGGUUACAACCAGUCCAAAGUAUGCUGGCCACUAUCUACAAUAGUGAUGUCCAUAAAAGUUCGCAUUCUUCAAACAUUCUAUUACAACUAAAUCCAUUAGUUGAUAUCAUCGAAUCAAAUUUACAUGAAUCGGAUAAAAUUCGUCGUGAUGACAUGGACUUGUUGAUGACAAAGUGUAUUGAACUCUUGCAUAAUCAAAAUAAAGCUAAUAUGUCACAAUCAGAAAAAGUUCGCUUUCAGAAUGUAAAUGAUGGAAUAUCUAAUACAUCAAAUCUCUUACAAGAAUAUACUACACUAACCAUACCAUCAAUAAUACACAACGAAGAUUCCUUGUACGAGCAAAAUCUUUCAAAUAUGAUUAUAUUAUCAUCUGAUAUUCAAGGUAAUCUCAGUUGCUUAGUAAAACAAUUUAAUUUGAUUGAUCGAAAUAUUAUAGCUUCGUUAAAACGUGUUAAAGACAGUCCCAAGCAAUCUAUUGAAUCUAUAUUUCAACCUAUUCAAUCGCCACCUAAUGCCGAGAUGGAUUUAAAACAACAAAUGAUUACAUCAGAACAUCAAGAAUUUGCUAGUCCUAUACGAUGUCGUGCUAAUGCAUUCAAUUCUUCAAUAGAGAAAAUAUCAAUGGAAACUUUAAAAACAGUAGCUACCCAUUCAAAAGAAUAUAUUUCAUUGGAGACAGAAGAUCUCAGUAGACCAUUAAUCAAGAAUAAAAUGAAUCCGAAUGAUAUAUCCAACAUAGAGUUAAAAAACGAAAGUGUUUUACAUCAUAAAUCAGCUCAAAAAGAAUGGCUAGAUUCUUUGCUUUCAAAACUUUCUGACAAUGUCAGUAGAACAUCGAAUGUUUCUUCGACUUCUCCAUCGUUAUUAGUACUCGAUGGAACAAAGGUUAAUGACAAAGACAAACAAGAGAUUGAACAACAAGAAAAACAAGAAUCCAUCAAGAUGAAACCAUUAGACAACGAAGUAUCAAUAUUGAGGGAACAUUCGAAAUCAUCAAUCUCUGGUCAUGAACAUGCAACAAGUAUGAUGAAAAUGACUGUUGGCAGUCCGAAUAAGCAAUAUGUAGCAGAUGUAAUCAUACUCAGAAAAGAAUAUGCUAUGUCAAUCAUCAUUCCUGAUCAAAGCUCUUCUAUGAUUAAUGAACACUGUCAAUUAGUUGAAGCAAAAAUAUCACAGAAAAAACUAGCGAUAUCUACAAAAACACUUUUGAAUUUAAAAGAUCAGUUAACUCAAUUGCCAAACGACAAAAAUCAUGAUGUUCAUAGUGCAUUUCAAAAGUCUCCUUCUGCUAAUAUCCUACAUAAAAAUUAUUUCAAAGAGGAAAAAGAAUCUAAUUCAUUUGUUGUUCAUGAUGAAACAUCUUCUGUAAAUGGUCAACCAUCUUUGUCUUCCAAUAUUGAAGUAUUAGAGCAAUUAGAUCAAGUUCAAAUACUAGACACUAAAAGUACAUCGAAAAGUAAUGAAAAUGUUCAAUCAUUACAAAAACUAGUCGAUAAUGAAACUAUAAAAAAUGCAUCUCCGAAAUCGGUAUUAGAAGACAAAGAUGUUAUAUCAUUUUCUUCUAAUGAUGAUACUCAUAAAAAUGUAAUACGAAAAAAUGAAUCAAAUAUAUAUAUUGAAAAAAACUCUAAAACUUCAGAUAUCGAUGUACCCACACUCAAUCAAAAUGCAACUUUAAUUAUGUCAGAAGCCUACAAGCAACAGAAUGAAAUUAGUAAAGUUCAGCUACCAGUUACAACAAAGUACUUUGCUAUUUCCGAUGGAAUACAACAACAUGAGUGUGUUCUGGCUCACUUGAAUGAUCCCGAUGGGACGCAUUCAUUGAAAAAAACAAUAUCCGAUGAUACUCAUACAUCAAAUGAAGAAAAGCACUCGAACAUCGACUUGCAUGAUCAAGAUACUCUAGGGAAAACCUCAAUUCGAAAUAAUAACGAUAUAGGCUUAGUAGAUGAUAAAAUAGAUAAUAGAAUUACUGAUCAAUUACAUACACCUACGAGUCUAUCAUUGAAUCCUAAUAUUACUCAACAGUCAAUAAAAUCAAUAAUGUUUCCAUCAAACAACACAAGAAUUAACGAUGUACAAUACGCAAAGAUGUCUACAUCAUUAAUCGCCUCAAUAGAGUCAACCUCAAUUUCGAGAGCUAUGAGUAAUGCACUCAAAGAAAAUGAAUCCAUGAUUAUGCGUACUGGCAGUCCACAUCUUAUAGGAGAAUCAUCCGAAACAAAAUCAUCUUUGAUGAAAUUAACAACUGAGUAUGAUGUUCAUAACGAUGAACAUAAUCAUGUGAACGAUAAUAUACCGAAAAGCAAUCAGGAUGAUGCAUCAAAUCAUAAAAAAGAUUUUCCCCACAAUAAUCCUGAUCCAACCUUGCUCUACAAGGAGUUCUCACAAGAAUUAAACUUAUCUGAUGAUACUAUUCAAUUAUUACCAUCAUCAAUCAAAAAUAAAGAAAAUUUACUCAACGAAACAGUAAACAAUCAGCAACCAAUGAUACAGUUCAUACAAAUGGAUCGAACUCAUUCUUUACCUAAAGUCGACAUAGAAAAUAUUCAAAAUGAUAGCACGCUCACUAAAGUGAAACAACUAUUGAAACAUGAGAUUCAACUAACUACAAACAGAAAUACAGAGUUUCUCAAUGCAUCAUUGCCUAACACAGUCGAUUUGGAAAAGCGAAAAGAACUUUCUUCUUCAAAUCAAAUUAUUAUUAACAGAACUCUUGAAAACAUUGCUGCAUCAAAGAGUUCAACUCUUAAAAAUUAUAAACUACAAGAAAAUCCAAGUUUAAAAUCAGAAUUUGACAUUGAAUCGAGUCAUCGAGAAAACGAUCGUCAAUCAGAAAAAAUAAAACCAUUCGAGAAUCGAAACUUUGAUAAACAAUCAUUGCCAGUGUUCAAUAUACCAGUAUCAGUUAAUUUUGAUAGUGAAACCAAGAAUCUAAUCUAUGAAAUUCCUCCGUCAUCGCUUAGUAAACUUCAUGAUGCUAACCAAGAUCGAUUAAAUGAUCGAAAAUCCACUAAUACUGAAGAGCGAAAUUCGGCAAAAAGUUUUACUUCAGAUGUGCAACGAAUGGAUCGAUCUUCUGUAAUAAAAAUACAGCAGCAACCAAUACCUUCGACGACUGAUGCUGUAUUACUAUCAUCGUUUACUAAUAUUAACAUGAAACAACAAGUUGCUCAACCUUGGAUGUCUUCAUCAGAAAUUAAAGACGAUAGAUUGACAUUUGGCAAGACAAUGAAUUUGGUACCUGAAGAAAUUGCAAACCUGAAAAGAAUCUUACCAUCCAAUCUUGUUCAUCGAAGCAGUAUUUCUUCAUUGUCAAUGCCAAAACUUUUACUAAAACGAUCUUCAAUCAAAAGCAAUUCUACUGCUACCCAAAUUAUAAAACCCAAUGCAGCAUUAUCGAUAACAGAUGUUAGUACAUCUUCAAGUAAUAUAGCAACUAAUGAUCGCAUACGAAGUACACAUUCAGCCUUAGGUGAUCAAGAAGAAAUCAUAUCAAGGAAAAAAUCAAUUAACAGCAAGAACUUCAAAGAUAAAUUCAUGUCAGCUGUACAACCUUCUUCUAAACGUAACAUAUUACGACAGAGAACAUUACGAUCAUCACACAAUCAAUCAUUGAUAUCUUCGAAACCAGAAGAACGAAAUUUAAAAUCAUUGAAGAAAAAGUUUAUGAAUAAUAGUUUAGUGUCAAAUUCAAAUUUAGUGUAUGAUAGUGAGCAAGGAUCUGAUACACGGAUAAAAAGUCAUGAAAAUCAUAAUCAAAUUCUUCGUACAGAUCAGCGAGAUCAGAAAAAAAAACAAAAACGACCAAAUAAAAGUAAGACUAUCGAUAGUUCUCAACUUGCGCCGUUCAAUUUACAAGCACGUGGUGAUCAUCAAGCUUCUACUGUAGAUUCUUCAAGAUUACCAAAUAUUGAGCAAUCAUGUGGUACACAUUAUUUGAAAAAAUAUUCAAAUUAUUUUUCUCGUCGUCCAAUUAUUCGUCUUCCAGUAACACAAAUAGAAAAAUUCGAAUGUGGCACCAUUGGACCUCGUCUCCAUUCUUCUCAUGUUGCGAAUAGAUUACUACCGUCGAUUGAUGAUCGUCAUUAUUCAUCUGGUCAAUUUCAUCAAACAACGGAAUCAUUUACUGAUCGAAUUUAUUCUCUGAUGUCGUCAGAAAAUAUUGAUGAUAAACAAGCAUUUGAAUCAAUACUUAAUUGGCAAUCACAGCAACAAAAUCCAAUAAGAAAAGUUGAACAGAAUAAAUUUCAAAAUAUCCAUUUAUUAGAUGCAUCAACAAGUCAUUGCGUUCGUGGUAGGCAAUAUCCUAUCUUAGCUGAUGAAAUUGAUAUGAUUGAUGAUCCGAACACAUGUACUAUCGUUAAUGAAUGGGCUUUCGCUGAGUUAGUCAAUGCUGAACGAGACAAAUUUAUGCAAAAUUCAACAGAUACCAUUAUAAAAUCUAAAAAACGAGCAAACAUAAAUAAAAAUAUAAAAAUAUGUUUAAGAAAACGACCAUUAACACGAUUCGAACAGAGUAUGCUUAAAGAAGUUGAUAUCAUAAGUAUUGUUAAUCCACAAACAAUAUAUCUUCAUAUACCAUCAAUAACUGUUGAUAAUCAAGUAUUUAUUAGAAAUCGAAAAUUUAAAUGUGAUCACACAUUUGAUGAGUAUUGUCAAAUCAGUACUAUUUAUCAUUCAACCCUUGCUCCAUUACUUGAUCUAGCAAUCGAUAGCAACAACUGCUUAUAUUUAAUUGGGGGUGGAAAAUAUUCGGGGAAAAACUUUCUCCUUCAUGAAUUGAUUGAUCGAUUUGCAUUUGAUCUAAAUCGUCUUCUAUCAUCAUAUGAUAUUUAUAUCAAAUUAUUGGGAAUAUGUCAUAACCGAAUAAUUGAUCUUUUACAAAACUAUUCUCCGAUACGUAUUAUUAAGUCUAUGAAUUGGACAUUAAUACCAAAUGAUGUAUUUCAUUUAAAAAAUGAUAAAGAUAUUGAUUACGUAACAUGCCAAAUCAAGAGACGACGUCGUUUUAUUCAUCAAAUAAUUCAAAUUAACUUUCAUGAGAAACAUCAAUCGAAAGUUAUGGGUUCAUUAAUGAUUGUUGUUUUAGCUUCAUCUCAAUAUGUUUAUACACGAAAUUUAUGUUCGCAUAGAAGAAAAGUUUUGAUUAAUUCAUUAAAUAAAACGAUAUUAUCAUUCAAAAGAGCACUUAUUGGCAAUCGACAAAAUCCAGAUCGAGUUCGAGCAGCAUUUAACAAUGAUGUUUUAACUCGAUUGAUCGAGCCCUAUGUGUUUGAUGAUCAAUCAAAUAUUUGCUAUGUUGGAACACUUAAUCCAGGCCAUCGACAUCGUACAGCAACCAAAUAUACAAUAGACUUUGCUCGAAAUCUUCGUUUCUGUUUGAAACGUAUCAAUAAACAACGUCGACAACAGAAAAAAAUAAUUCGAGAGAACAUUAAUAAUCAUGAUGAUGAUUUAUUUUAA
Molecule: messenger RNA, 5529 nt
Organism: Rotaria socialis
Lineage: Eukaryota; Metazoa; Rotifera; Eurotatoria; Philodinida; Philodinidae
Source: the annotation of a GenBank genome assembly